UGCACAGUUACUUGUGGUGGUGGAAUAAGGACUCGUAAUGUCACUUGUGCCAAAAAUAAUGAUGAGCCAUGUGAUACUUCGAAGAGACCAAACUCUAAGGCCCUGUGUGGUCUCCAGCAAUGUCCUUCUGCUGGAAGAUUUCUGGCACCCCCACUGGCACCCAGAAGAGGAAAGAUCAUAAUCAGAAAAACAAUUACUAAUCCUGAAUGGAAUCCUCCUCGCAGAACACCCUUACCAAGCCCGAGGUCCCAUACAACAACAAAAGUACCCAAUCCCAAAAGUGUAACUCCCUGUUUACCUACAUCCUCUGGUUUGGGUAAUGUGUCAGAAAAAGAAGGAACUGCCAACAAAACAUUACAAAAUAAUUUUUCUGGACCAAGUGAUGUUUACAGUUACCCGGUUGUUUCUACUGAAAAUAAUUCACUCCAAAAUACUACUUCAUUGCCUUUGCAUAAGAGCUUAAGUACUGAAAGUAUUUUUGAAAGGGAGCCAGUUUCUACUGUAGAAAGUGAGGUGCAAAGAAGUGGGGAUACUCCUGUCUCCUCCUUUACCAGUAGUCCAGAAAUAACUUCCAGCUAUGAUUACUUAACUGAAGAAUCUGAUGACAUUGAUGGGUCAGUUGGAAGCAGUGAGAAACCGAUUGAUCUCCUUUACAGCACAGAACUCGAUCCUGAAAUCAGAACCAGGGGCACACCCCUCGAUACCAGCUCUCCUGUCCUUCAAAACAAAAGCGUGACUUCUCAGCCCACCACUGUGUCUCAUUCUACGCUCCUUCCUGUUAGCGGAGCAACACAAGGACUGGCAUUUCCAACAACAGCAAACUAUAUCAGUCUGCAAGUUGAUGUGCCUGUUGUAGAAGUAACAACCCAAGAAGCAUCUGUUACAGUAAUGCCCACAGUGUUUUUUCAUGUACCGAGAGAGCAGACUGACAACACAAGGGAAAUGAAGCUACUUGACACCGUGACCUCCAGCACACAAUCAUCAGCUCUCAAGCAUGUUCUCAGGAACCAAAGUAUAACAUCUGAGGACGUUUUGAUGACUGUCACACCAAGCAGACACCUAAUAACAUCCAACAAUUUGCCUGGUGAUGCCUAUUGGAUAGUAGGCAACUGGAGUGAGUGCUCUACCACCUGUGGAAUGGGGGCUUUCUGGAGACACGUGGAGUGCAGCAGCAGGAACACAUCUCACUGUCAGCACAUGAAAAAGCCUGAUCCUGCAAGAAAAUGUUAUCUCCGCCCAUGUGCUAGCUGGAAAACAGGAAACUGGAGCAAGUGCUCUGCUAACUGCAGCGGUGGUUUCAAGACCCGAGAUGUUUACUGCAUUGAUGUUCGUGAAAAACGACUUCUCAGGCCUUUUCAUUGCCAAUUACUUGGAUAUAAACCACAACUCAGCACUAGUUGUAACAUGGAGCCUUGCUUGCAGUGGAAUGUGGAGCCCUGGAAUGAGUGCACCGUUUCUUGUGGAGGGGGCAUUCAGCAAAGAACUGUGACGUGCAUGAAUAUAGAAACUAAUGAAACUGAAGAUCACAGUAUGUGUUUGGAUAAACCCAAGCCCACAGAGUAUCAGAAAUGCAAUCUGCAAGAGUGCACAAAGAGUCCAGGGCUAUCCUGCAGCAAAGACCAACUGUCGGUCCGUUUCUGCCAGAGGCUGAAAGGCAUUGGCAAGUGCUUGCUGCCAUCAAUACAGACUCAGUGCUGCUUCACAUGUAGCCAGCCCCGAAUUCGUAACAAAACAAGAUAUUGGGAUCAGCGAGGCCUCAAGCAGCAGAAUUACACUAAAUCUAGAAGGAAAUCACCUCAAAACCAAGAAAACAACAACCAAGCUGCUCAGCACUAG
This is a messenger RNA of Antrostomus carolinensis (chuck-will's-widow), 1836 nucleotides long. Its product is annotated as A disintegrin and metalloproteinase with thrombospondin motifs 12. The annotation marks the transcript as partial. The record is from RefSeq and is a predicted model, not a curated record. The transcript is spliced from 5 exons. NCBI's taxonomy places the organism in Eukaryota, Metazoa, Chordata, Aves, Caprimulgiformes, Caprimulgidae.